AUGACCACUGUCACGCAACGUCAGGCCCCCGGCGACCCUCCUCGGGGAGGGCCUGCCGCGGUGGCAGUGCCUCGCUCCCUGAAAACUGGGCCACAGCUUACUGGAUUCAUCUCGCGUCGGAGAGCUGCUCCAAAUUUAAAGGUUGUGUGGAAUGAAAUUACAAAAUAUUUCCGAGCAGGCAUGCCAUUAAGGAAACACAGGCAACAUUUCAAAAAACAUGGAAGCUGUUUUACUGCAUCAGAAGCUGUAGACUGGCUCCAUGAAGUAUUAAGAAGUAAUAGUAACUUUGGUCCUGAAGUUACUAGACAGCAGACUAUUCAGUUAUUAAGAAAGUUCCUCAAGAAUCAUGUAAUUGAAGAUAUAAAAGGGAGAUGGGGAUCUGAAAAUUUAGAAGACAAUGGUGCACUGUACAGAUUUCCUUCAGCAUCUCCAGUUAAACCUCUGCCAAGCUCAUGUCCACCAAAAGAGAACUUGGAAAACUUCUCUAGAGACAAAGAAAGACUUUUUAAAUUGCCUCAUUUAUCCAGAAGAGCUUUUAAAAAACAUGAGUUACUACAGUCUCUGGAAAAUUUAGAAAAAGUAAAACCUGAUAGAACAGAAGAAAACAAGGAAGGCACACUGCCUAGGAAGGAAAUAAGCCAGGAAUAUGUGCAAGAAACUUGGAGAAAUAUCAUUCUAAUACAUUUGCAAACCAUUUUAGGACUACCAUCUUUGGAAGAAGUUUUGCAGCCAACACAGGUAGUUCCUGAGUAUGUCAUAUACAACAUGACUAACACAAGCAAACAUGGUGUUGUUAUUUUGCAGAACAAAUCAGAAGACCUCCCUCACUGGGUGUUGUCAGCUAUGAAAUGCCUCGCAUACUGGCCUAGAAAUAAUGACAUGAGCCAACCAACUUACAGUGGGUUUGAACGGGAUGUAUUCAGAACGGUUGCUGAUUACUUUAUCAAUCUCCCUGAACCAUUGCUUACAUUUGAAUACUAUGAACUUUUUGUUAAUAUUUUAGUUAUGUGUGGCUACAUCACAAUUCCAGAUAUAUACAGUGGAAAACAUUCUGUCCGAGAUGAGAAAUGUGACCCACAGUCUUCCAAAAUUCUUCACUUGAACUCUUUCAAGUCAACUGAGUGUCUUCUUCUAAGCCUACUUUGCAAAGAACCUGACAAAAAAGAGUAUGAAGCGUCCAGGAAGCUGUCUUCAGAAGAGCUAACUAUUGAAAAACAAUGUGCAAAGAAAUUGCAGCAAUAUAAACUGACAUAUAAACAAGGUGGUGCUCAUAAUCUAAUAGGAGGAAGUUGUCAAAAUCUUUCAGGUUUCAGGAACGAACAAGAGCCAGCUCAAACAUUUAGGGCAAGAUGUUACUCUUUGGAAAGAAUCGGAGGUACUAUUUCAAGCGUAUGUAAUAAAGGAGAAUCCAAUUCCUUCAAGCAAAAUGAUGUGAACAGCAUCCUGGGCACAAGAAAUGGAAAACAACCAUAUGAGCAUAAAGCUAAUUCUGUGUUGGAGCUUGAUUUUGAUAACACGUGUCAAAAAGAAACCUAUGGUAUCAAGAGAGUCUCUGCCUCAACUCUUCAGGAUAAAGAGUUGUUUAAUGAAAAUCACAAGUCGAAGCAAAUAUGUAGGUCUCCGAUUUUGCUUGGCAAGAGGAGCUCCAAAAGUUGCACUAGCAUUAAUAUACCAGUUGCUGAAAUCACAGUAAAGCCAAGGCCUCAACUUUGUGGGCAAGGAAAACCAAAUACCUCUGGUGCGUCUACUUCAAUGGACAUGAGGACUGAGGUUUCUGAUAUCACCGUCAAUAAAAGACUCUGCAAAAGUACCCUAGAACUCUCAGAAUACUCUUUCACUCACUCUUCCUAUAUGUUGACUGGCACGCAAAAUCUCCUUCAGCCUCAUUUAGAAAGAAUUGCUGUCGAAGCACUACAGAUAUGUUGUUUGUUGCUUCCACCACCAAAUCGUAGAAAGAUUCAGCUCCUAAUGCGUAUGAUUUCUCGGAUCAGUGAAAAUGUUGACAUGCCGCGACUGCAUGACGAGAUGGGCACACGUUCUUUGAUGAUACAGACUUUUUCUCGAUGCGUGCUAUGCUGUGCAGAAGAAGUAGAUCUUGAUGAGCUACUUUCUACACGAUUAGUUUCAUUUCUAAUGGACCAUCAGCAAGAAAUAUUUAAAGUACCAACUUACCUGCAGGUUGCAGUGCGAGAUCACAUAGAAUACUUGAAGAUGGCUCAGUGCAAAUAUCCAAAGGAAGACAUUUGUGCCAUCUUGCCAACAUAUUCAUACUGCAAACAGAUAACUCCUCAGGAGUUUGAAGAGCAAAAGGUUUCUACCUCUCAAGCUGCAGUGGCAGAGCUCUUGGAGAACAUUAUCAAAGAUAAAAGCUUGUCUGUGAAAGACAAAAAGAAAAAGUUAAAACAG
This is a messenger RNA of Phaethon lepturus (White-tailed tropicbird), 2406 nucleotides long. It is a transcript of the gene DEPDC1, whose product is annotated as DEP domain containing 1. Gene Ontology annotation, cellular component: nucleus; transcription repressor complex. The transcript has 12 exons. Gene Ontology annotation, biological process: intracellular signal transduction. The record is from RefSeq and is a predicted model, not a curated record. NCBI's taxonomy places the organism in Eukaryota, Metazoa, Chordata, Aves, Phaethontiformes, Phaethontidae. The annotation marks the transcript as partial.